Cylicostephanus goldi is the source of this 324-nucleotide messenger RNA. Lineage: Eukaryota; Metazoa; Nematoda; Chromadorea; Rhabditida; Strongylidae. The record is from the annotation of a GenBank genome assembly.
AUGAAACUCAAAAAACUGACCACAUCCAUUUCGGAAAUCUCAAAUUGCACUCCGCGAUUUAUUGUUGGCUGUGGUGUCGGCGGACAGACAAACGUCGUCUGUGCGACUUCUGUCGUAUCGGCAAUCUCGGACACGUACGGUGUGGACGAGUUGUCGUUGAUCACCGUGGCGGAAUUAGCGGCUAGCGAAGUUGCCGCAACUGUUGUUGCGUUCGACGACGACGAUGACGACGAAAGACCUGACGCUGCUGCAGCGGCAAACGAUUGUACACUGGACGAGUUGUUGUUGCUGCUGCUGCUGUUCGAGCCUGUAAAACACAUGUAG